Molecule: messenger RNA, 1729 nt
Organism: Punica granatum (pomegranate)
Lineage: Eukaryota; Viridiplantae; Streptophyta; Magnoliopsida; Myrtales; Lythraceae
Source: RefSeq, a predicted model, not a curated record
UUUACUUGCAGCUUUGGACCCUUUACCGGGGCAUGUUCUUCAUGUCCUACCACACCAUUAUAUAUUAUCAUGACUUACAUUGCCCUUUUACGCACACCUUUCCUCACUGUCUUCUCAGUUCCUCAUCUUUUCCAUUAUCCUCUUUCUCCCUCACCCGAUCUCUCUCUUCACUGAUCUGCACGGCCAACCUUCCAUAAAACGAAGGCUUUUCUUUUUUCAAUCUGGUUCAAGAAGGAAUUAAUGCAUCAUUAAGAGAGGACUCUCAGCAAACAUUCAACCCGAUUGGUUCCACUUCUGUUGAUGCCACGAGACAUGAAUCUGUCCAUAAAUGGUCAGUCCCAGGUUCCCCCAGGCUUCCGCUUCCAUCCGACCGAAGAAGAGCUCCUCCACUAUUACCUGAGGAAGAAAGUCGCCCAGGAGAAGAUCGACCUCGAUGUGAUCCGCGAAGUUGAUCUCAACAAGCUCAAGCCGUGGGAUAUUCAAGAGAAGUGCAGAAUAGGGUCGACGCCACAAAAUGAUUGGUACUUCUUCAGUCACAAGGACAAGAAGUACCCGACAGGGACUCGGACAAACCGAGCGACUGCAGCCGGAUUCUGGAAGGCGACAGGGCGCGACAAGAUAAUCUACAGCGGGUUCAGAAGGAUUGGGUUGCGGAAGACCCUGGUGUUUUACAAGGGGCGUGCUCCACAUGGACAGAAGUCGGACUGGAUCAUGCACGAAUACCGGCUAGACGAGACUCCAAGCAUUGAUCCGAGUGCUCUGAAUCCUACAGUCGAUCAGUUGAGUACAGAAGAAGGAUGGGUAGUAUGCCGAGUUUUUCGGAAGAAGAACUUCCAGAAAACCCUAGACCACAGUCCCAAGAGCUCAUCCUCCACCUCCAUGGACUCAAAACUCAUCCACAACCUCAGCACCACAAACAACCUUAAUAUUAACAACAUCAAAGACAAUCCUAGCAGUGUCCUGGACCAGAUUCUCCUCUACAUGGGGGAAAGAAACAGUGCGUGCAAGAUCGAGACUAGUCAACCCCGAAUGCCUGUCACACUCGACCCUUCCGACUACUGCGACACAGUCUCCAGCAUCAAGCUUAUUCACCAGCCUCUGCCCGACCUCCACGAACGGUUCAUGCACCUCCCGAGGCUCGAGUGCCCAGCAACCCUCCCUUCCAUCUUCCCCACACCACCACUUGAUCAACACAACGUCCAUCAGCCGUUCGAUGAGUUGACUGAUCAUAAUCAAGAUCAGUCAACGCAGUCACUCACAGUUGGAGACUGGGCUGCGUUCGACCGGCUUGUUGCUUCCCAGCUUAACGGCCAAGCAGAGACACCAAGCGACUCGGCCUUUGGACUCCAGCUAGCCAAUGAAGAAGAGGAGGAAGAAGAAGAAGAAGAUGCCAAUGAAGGGCAGGUCCCAUCGAUUCCGAGGUUCAGAAUAAGCAGGCCUCAUCAUCAGAAUCUGCAACCGUACAACGGGAACGAAAACGCCGAUUUGUGGAGCUUCACCAAGUCUUCAUCGCCGCAGCCAUCUGACCCCUUACGCCACUUAUCGGUAUAAUCAACCAUAGAAGCAUUCAAAACCAUGUCAUAGAUACAGUUAAAGUCACGAUCAAUAAAACUCAAUAUAGUAUACGUUUGAAAGAAUACAUGAUCACCAUGUAUAUUCUAAAUGAUUACAGUCUGUGAUUAAUCUUAUCAUAUCACAUGAAUAGAAUUAACAUCUGAAUAUUCUAAUU